AUGAUUGAAGAAAAAGUAAGAAACCCUUCCCCACGUUCUACAACUGAUACUACACAUAUUGUUGGAUUUCGCGCCAUGGCCGAUGAAAUAAACAAGCUAGCCUGUUCAUCCUUACCUUUAGGACCUGAAGGACUUGAUCCAACUGUAUCGAUAGCAAUCGAUCAUAUCAAUGGUCAAGAAUAUGAUCCGUACGAUAACAAUCAUACCUUCCGCAAUCAAACAAAUUUACCUUCAACCUUAAUUUUACAACAAGGAGCACGCGUUAUGUAUCUUGACAAUCUUUUGUUUGAACAUGGGCUUUGUAAUGGCUCUAUUGGUGUUGUUACCGAUAUUAUAGAUGAAAAUACUAUAAAA
Molecule: messenger RNA, 354 nt
Organism: Racocetra fulgida
Lineage: Eukaryota; Fungi; Glomeromycota; Glomeromycetes; Diversisporales; Gigasporaceae
Source: the annotation of a GenBank genome assembly